Molecule: messenger RNA, 4315 nt
Organism: Medicago truncatula (barrel medic)
Lineage: Eukaryota; Viridiplantae; Streptophyta; Magnoliopsida; Fabales; Fabaceae
Product: protein FORGETTER 1
Exons: 32
Coding region: 113-3892 (1259 amino acids)
Biological process (GO): regulation of DNA-templated transcription
Cellular component (GO): nucleus
Molecular function (GO): histone binding; chromatin DNA binding
Source: RefSeq, a predicted model, not a curated record
UAGAAUUGCCAAUCUAAUUAGAAACUCUUUUACUUUGCAUAACCUUUUUCUCUCUUCUCUCGUUUUUUCUCUUCUUUAAUUCAUCGCUAUUCUUCUCUUUCUCACAACAACAAUGAGUGGAAUGAAUAAAAAAAAAUCACCGAAUCUUGAACAACUUCGUAUGGAACUAAAAACUAGAAGAUACAGAAGACAUAACCCAUAUACAAGACCCCAAACCCUAAACCCGCCAACAAAACCGAAUUCUUCCCGCUCAAGUUUCACCUCUUCAACUUCUCUCCCUCGCUCUUUUCCUAACAGAAAGCAUCAUCAACCACCACCGCCACCACCAAAACCUCCCGUGGCACGCAAGCAGCGAUGUACCAAUUGCCGGACUUGCUUCUCCGCACCACCUGGAGUGGUGCAGUUACCUUGUCCUAUAUGUCAAAUCGCGUCGUCUGCGGUGAAAAUCCAGUGUUUCCACUGUAAGGCGCUUGUGAAAGGACCGAGUGAUUUGGUGCAGUUUCCGUGUCCGCUGUGUUUUGUUAUUCUUGAUGUUGGUGAUGCUGAUCGUAAACAAGAAGAAGAAGUUAACGAGCUGGUUGAAGAAGUGGAGCAGGAAGAAGGUGAUGGAGGUGUCGCCGGAGAAACAUUUACAGAUUAUCGACCAUCCAAGCUAUCUAUCGGACCUCCACACCCAGAUCCAAUUGUAGAGACAUCUUCUUUGUCUGCAGUGCAGCCACCCGAGCCUACUUAUGACCCAAUGAUUAAGAAUGAUUUGGAACGUUCAAAGGCUUUGUCAUGCUUGCAGAUUGAGACAUUGGUCUAUGCUUGUCAGAGACACCUUCAACACAUUCCCAGUGGUGCUAGGGCAGGAUUCUUUCUUGGAGAUGGAGCUGGUGUAGGUAAAGGUCGAACAGUUGCUGGGAUAAUCUGGGAGAACUGGCACCAUGGAAGGAGAAAAGCCCUGUGGAUUUCUGUUGGUUCAGACUUGAAGUUUGAUGCGAGAAGAGAUUUGGAUGAUAUGGGUGCAAGUUGCAUUGCAGUGCAUGCUUUGAAUAAACUGCCUUAUGUUAAGCUUGAUUCGAAGUCUGUUGGAGUUAAGGAGGGAGUUAUUUUCUCGACGUACAGUAGCCUCAUAGCAUCAUCUGACAGAGGUCGUACCCGUAUGCAACAGCUUGUGCAGUGGUGUGGACCCGAGUUUGACGGUCUUAUAAUUUUUGAUGAGUGUCAUAAAGCAAAAAAUUUGGUUCCAGAAAAGGAUAAGAAUCCAACGAAAACUGGUCAAGCAGUACUUGCUAUACAGGCUCAACUACCUGAAGCUCGGAUUGUCUAUUGCUCAGCUACCGGUGCAUCUGAACCUCGCAAUAUGGCUUAUAUGGUUCGACUUGGUCUUUGGGGAGCUGGGACUUGUUUCCCUGAUUUUAGUGAUUUUCUAGGUGCUCUUGAGAAAGGGGGUGUUGGAGCUCUAGAACUAGUUGCAAUGGACAUGAAAGCAAGAGGGAUGUAUUUAUGUCGCACGCUUAGCUACAAGGGUGCUGAGUUUGAAAUUGUUGACGCGUCAUUAGAUGAUAGAAUGACGCAUGCAUAUAAAAAGGCUACAGAAGUUUGGGUGGAUUUGCAUGAGGAGUUGCUGUCUGCCAUUGAUUUAUGUGCACAAGUAUCCACCAACAAUAUUAAUACUAGAAAAAUAUGGGCAUUAUAUUGGGCAAGCCACCAGAGAUUCUUCAGACACUUGUGUAUGUCUGCUAAAGUCCCUACUGUAGUGAGACUUGUGAAGCAAGCAUUAAUGGAAGACAAGUGUGUAGUCAUAGGUCUGCAGAGUACAGGGGAAGCAAGGACAGAGGAUGCUGUUACAAAAUAUGGCUCUGAACUUGAUGACUUUAUUUCUGGACCUCGUGAGUUGCUGCUAAAAUUUGUUGAAGACAAUUUCCCGUUGCCAAAAAAGCCCGAAAUUCUCCAUGCAGACGACGGUGUAAAGGAGCUUCAAAGGAAGAGGCACUUGGCAAGUCGUGACGUUUCAGGAAAAUCUAGAGUCAAAAAAGUAGCCAAGUGUCAGCCUCCUAGUGAUGCUGAAAGUGAUGAAGAAUCUAAAAUUGUCUCUGGUCUUGAAUCUUCCGACCCUGAUUAUGAGUUUCCGAAAUAUGAAAUUAAAGAGGAAAUGGAAAACUUGUUGCAGUGUUCCCUCUGUGGAAAAUACGCUCAUCAAUCAUUCGUUCCCCCAAUUGGUGAUUUUGUUCUUGAGAAAUGGGCUUGUGAUUUGUGCAAGGAUAAAAGUGACAAAUAUCUCCUUCCUGGACCAAACAUAAUUGAACUCCAUAAGAGUUAUGACACAGCCAUGCAGUCUAGGCACAAAAUAUUAGAGAGGAUUUGUGCUUUGGAUCUUCCAAAAAAUCCGUUGGAUGAUAUUAUUGACCAGUUAGGAGGCCAUGACAAAGUUGCAGAAAUUACUGGAAGGAAAGGAAUGCUUGUGAGGGCCCCUAGUGGAACGGGUGUGUUUUAUCAGACUCGAUAUUCAAAAGAUGUCACUGCCGACAUGGUCAACAUGAAUGAAAAAAAGCUCUUUAUGGAAGGUACGAAGUUAGUGGCUAUCAUCUCUGAAGCAGGAUCAGCUGGCGUUUCGUUACAGGCUGACCGAAGAGUAAAAAAUCAGAAAAGAAGGGUUCACUUGACUCUUGAACUUCCAUGGAGUGCCGACCGAGCAAUUCAACAGUUUGGAAGAACUCAUAGAUCAAAUCAAGUCUCAGCACCAGAAUACAGGUUAUUAUUUUCGAACCUUGGUGGAGAACGCCGGUUUGCAUCAGCUGUUGCAAAGAGAUUGGAAUCCCUUGGAGCUUUGACUCAGGGAGAUCGUAGGGCUGGACCUUCGUUAAAUGCAUAUAAUUAUGAUAGCGAGUAUGGGAAGAGGGCUCUAGAGCUUUUAUACGGUGGAAUACUAGGAAAGGAUCCUCUUCCUGUUGUACCUCCAGGAUGCUUAUCUGACAGACCAGAUACAAUCAAAGAUUUUAUUAUGCAGGCAAAAGCUGCUCUUGUUUCUGUUAAUAUUUUUAAGGACGACGGUCUUGGAGGUGAUAUGGAUUGCAGCAUGGAUGAUAAAUAUAAACGCAAUAUUCGUCGAUUUCUUAACCGGCUUUUGGGAAUAGCUCCUGAGAUUCAGAAUAGGCUUUUUGAGUUAUUUGUGAAUAUUUUGGAUCUUCUUGUUCACAAAGCUCGCAUUGAAGGUAACUUUGACACCGGCAUUGUUGACUUGAAAGCUACCGUCAUUGAACUGCAAGGGAAUCCAAAGACAGUCUAUGUUGAUCAAAUGAGCGGGGCUUCAGCUGAUCUGUUCACAUUCACCUUGGAUCGUGGGGUUUCGUGGGAGUUGGCAAAUACAAUGCUCAAUGAGAAGCAGAAGGCUGGAUUUUGUUCAGAUGGUGACGGCUUCUAUAAGUCUAACAGGGAGUGGUUGGGAAGACAUCAUUUUAUUUUAGCAUUUGAAAGUUCUGCUCCAUCUAUGUGUAAGAUAGUUCGUCCCACUACCGGAGAAUCAACUCGGGAUAUGAAUCUGGCAGAAUUAACUUUAAAAUAUUCAAAAGUUUCAUCUUUGAAGGAGGCCCAAAUUGGUUGGGAAAACGAAUAUGAAGUUUCAUCUAAACAGUGCAUGCAUGGUCCUAAUUGUAAGAAAGGCAAGUUAUGUUCAGUUGGCUCAAGACUUCAGCAAGUAAAUGUCUUAGGUGGUGUCAUUUUUCCUAUUUGGGGAAACGUAUUAAAGGCGAUUUCUAAGAAGUCCCAACAAAUUCUUAAGAGGCUACGCGUUGUUCGUGUGGAAACUACAUCAGAUAACAGCAGACGUAUCGUAGGGCUUUUUGUCCCUAAAGAAGCAGUUGACACUGUACUUCAAGAUUUACAAUUUGUUAUAGUACUGGAUGAUUGACCUGAGGCACCCGGCGUCUCCCUUUCGUGAAGAUCACUAGCACUUUGUUUUAUGUAAAGGCUUAAGUUUGUUGAUAGAUUUGCGGAAAGGAAAGAUCAUGUGCUCAUUGAGAUGCAACACAAUUGUGCAAUCUCCAUUUCAAUUUUUUGAUUAUAUCAUCCAGUUCUGUUUAUAAUUCAAAGUUGUAUAUCUUUAUGGGUGAUCUUGACAUAGGGAAAUACUAUAGAUGGCUUACCUUUCACAUGAUACAUGAACUCUGUUGUUCACAUGUUACACGUUAUUAAUUUUUUGUUUGAAAAAUCAUAUGCUACAUAUUUCUUUUUUGUAACACUUAUUGUCUCAAACUCAUAAAAGUACUUGCAAACAAACAUAAGUUGUAUCACUAUCAUAAAAGGAGCAUCAACAUUGUGGUCACUACAAUAG